Pseudomyrmex gracilis is the source of this 5067-nucleotide messenger RNA. RefSeq names its product protein PTHB1-like. The record is from RefSeq and is a predicted model, not a curated record. Bases 1 to 4275 code for a protein of 1424 amino acids. Gene Ontology annotation, molecular function: ligand-gated monoatomic ion channel activity. Gene Ontology annotation, biological process: cilium assembly. The transcript has 21 exons. Lineage: Eukaryota; Metazoa; Arthropoda; Insecta; Hymenoptera; Formicidae. Gene Ontology annotation, cellular component: BBSome; membrane.
AUGUCGGGUCAUUACGUAACGCACAGUGUUUGUAAUUCCGUCGAAGAUCUCGACCGGAUAAUUUACGACGACUCGAAGCAUCAAAAUCUGCACACGUUGGACCUGGAUUGUGAUUACGCCGCUGAAAUUUUACGACAGGCACAUUUGAAAAGAAUGUUCGUCGCCCCGACUAAAUGGCUGCUACUUCAGGAUCGGAGAGGAAGAAAGAUCGAUAACACGAGGAAUGUCACUUUACUGGGCGACGAUGAUUCUCUGACAGAAAUAUUCCAAAAUUUGGCGGUCUAUCCUGACAGCGAUGUUGUUUUAGCUCGAAGAUUCGACGGUGACUUUCUCGAGUUAACGUCCGUGUAUCGGCCGAGUCCGCAGAAGAGCGUGAUAUGGGAGAACCGUGGAAAUUGGACAAUUACGAGCGGUUUGAAAAUGAGAACCUUCGACGUGGCUUCCGCGCGGCGAAGAAAUCUCCGACAAACAGCUCUCAAGUCCUCUAUCGUGAUAACCAAUCCGGACACGAUCAAUCACUUGACCGACUUCGAGGACAUAACCGUAGAUACUAUCACGAAAGCUAAUUACCCUUGGGUGUUUCAUUUGGUAAACCGAAUGAAUGCUACGGUAAGUUUCAUUCAUGUGAAUAGUUGGGGAUACCGCGAGAAAAAUGGAUCUUGGAAUGGAAUGACCGGAUUGCUGCAACGACGUGAAAUUGAUAUCGGCACUAGUAUGUACAUGGUUGCGGAUCGCAUGGAUGUAGUGCAAUAUGUCCAACUGUACACACAAACCAGCUCGUGCUUUGUGUUUCGACGACCCUUGUUGUCGUCUGUGAAGAAUAUCUUCGAAUUGCCGUUUCAACAAAACGUUUGGAAAGCGAUAGCUGUAUUUCUUCUCGUUGUCUUUUGUCUGUUGUAUUUGUCUAUGAAAUGGGAGCAUCACGUGUAUCAGGACGCUUCAACAAAAUCAGCGAUUUACUGGAAGCAAAUAAAUAACGACGAGCCGACAGUCAGUGAUAAUUUUCUCAUUAUUUUGGGCGCAGUCGCUCAACAAGGAUAUUCGUACGAGCCGUACAGAAUCUCGUCUCGGAUUGUCAGUCUCAUGUUAUUGCUGGCCUCCUUGAGUCUUUACGCGUCCUAUACGGCAAAUAUCGUGGCUCUCAUGCAAUCUACCACGGACUCGAUCAAAACCGUUUCCGAUCUUUUGUACAGUUCGCUAAUUCUCGGCGUGCACGAUACUGUUUACAAUCGACAUUAUUUCAAGUCUUUUCAAGAUCCCAUCAGAAGGAAGACAUACGAGCAAAAAAUCGAGCCGAAAGGACGCACGUUUUCCGCCUGGAUGAGUCUGGAGGAAGGACUGCGUCGUGUGAAAAACGAACACUUCGCGUUUCACGCACCCCGGGGUCCGACAUACCAAAUUAUGCGACAAACUUAUCAGGAAGAGGAGAAAUGCGGCAUAACCGAGAUCGAUUAUUUGAACUUGAUAUAUCCAAUCUUUGCGACGCCAAAACAAUCGCCUUAUCUAGAAAUACUUAAAACUGGAAUGUUGAGGUUACAAGAAUACGGACUCAAACAUCGCGACGAGCAUCGCUUGUAUCCGAAAAAGCCGGUGUGCUCAAGUCAGAACAGCUUCAUCACGAUCGGUUUGACGGAAUGUUAUUUUGCAUUAGUCACGAUGGGUUACGGCAUGUUACUUAGCGUAGUCGUACUCGCACUCGAGUUAUUGUGGCACAAAUGGCAAAUCAGAAACAUGACGGAAGAAACAACAUUCCAUCUAAAUGUUGAACCGUGUGUGAAAAUGUCGUUGUUCAAGACAAAAGAGUGGUGGAGGACGCAGUGCGGAGUGAACGAAUCCUUCGACGGACGCAGUUUGUUGAUCACGUCGUUGUUCGGCGUCGAACGAAAGGACGUCGUCGUCGUCGGCAGCCACAGCGGAUAUCUGCGGAUCUACAGUCCGUCGUCACAAUGGACGGACGAGACCAAAUCGCCAAGUGGCUUCAAGUCGUCGGAUCUGCUCAUCGAGACGCAAAUUGGUGACUGCAUCAUCGACAUCAAAGCGGGAAGAUUUGUUUCGGGCUCACAGAACAUUCGACUUGCGAUACUGAUGCCAAUGAAACUCGUCGUGUACAGCAUUCUCUUGAACCAAGGUUCCGUCGAACACGGAGACCGGUGCGAUCUGGAGGUCGCUUACGAGCACUUGCUACCGCGAUUUCCAGUGUUCCUGACGACAGGCCCAUUCGGCGGUGUGCAGGGUCGGGACUUCUUCUGCGUUCAGUGCUUGGACGGCACGCUUUUCUUCUACGAGCAAGAAACUCCCACCUUCAGUCUCAUUCUUGGAAAUCGGUUACUGCCCGAGCCGAUUGUUUACGUUUCGCGGAACGACGUCUUUGUGACGCCGAACUCUUCGUGGAUCCUCGAGUGCUACAGAUACAAAAGUAUUGCGGAAUUUGGCAACAAGGACCGCACGGAAGGACCGAAGAGCCUGGAGCCGGACUGGAGUUACAACAUCGGUGAAGCUGUUCUCGAUAUCGACGUUGUCGUUUUGAGCAGCUUCGAAGUCGCAAUCCUGGUGCUCGGUGAAAACAAUCUCUACUGUCUGAAGGACAAUUGCGUCUCUCUCAAGUACGCGAAGAGAUUCGACUACAAGCCCCUGUGCUUCCAAGCUUACGUGAUAGAGCCGGAUGGUAAGCUGAUGGUGCUCGUAAUCGCUGACACAAACACUCUGAUGAUUUAUGAAGGUACAACUCUUAAGUGGUCGGCUCAGCUGCCUCUCACUCCGGUCGCUGUAACUCGAGCACAUUUUCAGCAUUUAGAUGGAGUAAUCGUCGUUCUCUCGGAUGAAGGACAGUUGGAGGCUUGCUAUUUAGGCUCGGAGCCGUCAUUGUUUAUCGCGCCUCCUAUUCAUCGACGCGGUUACGAUUACGUGGCCGCCGAAGACGAGCUUAUGGAGCUUCGCAAGAUGACGAAGAAAAAUAAGACUUCCGGCGUUCAGUUAACCGACGUCACCAUGGACGCCGAGCUGAUAAUGUCCGUGACUGUGUUUCUGGACGCGGAGUCUCGUCCACGCGAAAAUCAGGACAAUUCUAAGGACACUUCGGACGGUCACAACUUGGUGUGUAAAUUAACUAUAGAAUUGUCCACGUACACGACGCUUCACGACGUUCAAGUGUGCGUGCGUGUUUUGGAACCGUUCGCCGCCGAGAAAAACUGCUACGUUAUUAACAAUCUCUGUGACCGGCACGUUUUGCGCACGAAGAUCUACACGACGACGGAUCUGCCGGCGAUAUCGUCGGACGUGAGAGUCACAGCGAGCUACGAGACGGCGGAUUGCGGGAGAGUGUGCGUGCUUCAGAAGACGGCUCAACUGCCGGUGAAGAUGAUAUUGAAGACUUGCCCACCCGAGAACACGUCCACCUUCACAGCGACUCUCAAGUGCAGCGAGCCUCUCGUCGCUUUUAGCCAGCUGUUUCCCGAACUCACCGGAAACGUACAGAAGCAAAGUUGGAACGCGUUGGGAUUGCAGCACGUGCGAACCGGCAGCGUGGUGACAAUCGUUUCUGGCGCUACCAGCAAUCGAUAUCGCAUACAAUCGAACGAUGGACUUUCGAUGACCUUGGUGGUGGAGCAAUUGUUGAGCAGGCUGGAAAACAAAGCCGCCGGAAACUUAACGACCACCAUCGCGCAAAACCACAUCCAGCUGGUUCAAACUCAAAUGGAGGCCCACUUUCGUAACCGCCAGGAAGUCGACAGAAUCGCGAGCGAACUCGAGCUGCUGUCGACCCAGUUGAGAAACAUCGAGCGAAAGAUGCUGCGCGCCGUAAGAGAACGGAGCACUCGAUCUCUGGUCGCGAGCAGACUGCCGUUUCUCUUAGAAGCGACCUAUCGCGCGACAUUCGCUCUUCUCAACGAUCUGGCGAUCGCACAAGCGGAACGGAAACGUACCGGCCACGGUCUGCAGUGCGCCGUGAGGUUACUGCUCCUAUUAUUGCGGCUUAAUGUAAACGACGAUAAGUACGCGAUGUUUGAAGCCGCGAUAGGAUUCGAACCGCAAUUGCGGGACGAACUCGAUUGGGAAGAGAUCGCCGAUGCCGGAUUGAGCGCCUUGCUACGGUCCAUGUCAAGAAAAUCGUCUACUAUCGGACACCUGGACGCGAAGACCACCGCGUUGAACAAAAUGACGUCCGUUAAAGAAUUCGCGAAGCUGAAAAAGCGUCUUGUUCACGCAAUCGAGCGACUCGAUACUUACCGGGAAGACGACAUGACCGAGAACGAGCAGUUGGAGGCUGCUUCUUAAAAUUCUGCGGUCGACCACGUCUCUCUUCGAACUUUAUUACAUCUAGUUACAACUGCGAUCGAAAAUAAGUUAUCUAUUUAUUUUUAACAAAAUUUAUGCACGUACUCAUGAACAUUGCAGCGGGGCCGAUGAUUUAUGUUAUAACGUGCGGUUGAAAAUUAAGAUGUUCCUUUUAAAAUAAAAUAUCAUUUUGCGUGGAUAAUCGUGUUGAUGAUUGUUCGGACAAAGAUGGAAGAAGAAACGCAGCACACAGCGGUGAAACAUAAGAGAGAGAGACCCUCCUCUCGCGUCUGUUACCGCUGCAAUAAAAUUUCGACGGAAGGAUGCGUUUCCCUUCUCCUUUUGUCUCUCCAUUCUCCCGCUGGCAUUUAUGAUUUAAUAUGGGACCACCUUGCUAAACUCGUAACCCUGGGACCACCAAUAGCGAUGUGUUUGAGGAUCAAGCCAUCGUGAGAGAAAGGAAGAGAAAGAGAGAGAGAGAGAGAGAGAGAGAGAGGUCGGCAAUCAGCGGAUAACGAGGCAAGAAAAAAGACGGGAGUAUCCGAAACGAAACCUGCUAGGGCGACUAGGGCUUCUUUUCCAGAACUCUCUCUCUCUCUCUCUUUCUCUCUCUCUUUCUCCUUCUCUCGUUCCUUGAUAAUUGAUGACUCCCCACCAAUUACCGCGUUCCUUUGCUUCUACCCUAAACACACAUCUAUUACUACCUGCGGCUGACCGCAGGACCAACGGACCCACAAAUAGAGUACAAUCGAGACCGCCUCGAUCUUUCAAUAGAUAUACCUUUUGUCAAAU